UUGUUGACGCCAUAGGUUUCUGUAUUUGAUGACACUCGGAUGUAGGUCGUUAGUUGAAUCUCUUUGGCCUUGUAAGGCCGUGGAGAGAGUUUUUAAUUAAUUUUUAUAUUAUACAUUAUUCUAAAUACUUUUUCUUAAAUGUUUUGUUAUAUUUAUUUGUUUUUAAUGAAAGAAGAAAUCUGUAAACGCACAGCUGUGAUAGCUCCUUUCUGCCUUUUUUCCGUGGUCAAAAGUAGGCUAAAGUUGGAUUCAUUGACAGGUUGUGAAUAAAGACAUGUAUGUGAAUUGGAACAGGAUUUCUAACUUCAAAUUUGGGCGACCUAAAUUAUACAAUGAAAAAACAACAAUGCCUUUUGAUGGUGUGUAUGGUAAUUCACGUCUCAUGCAUGCUGCAGCUUCUCUGGUGGGCUGUGUUGUUCAAGUUCAAGUACGAGAUGAAUCGGUUUAUGAAGGUAUACUCAGGACCUUCUCUCAUCAGUUUGAACUUGUUCUUGAAAUGGCUCAUAAAGUUCGAGGGUCCUCUAUUACUCCUCAAGGUGUUGGUCCCUCUCUCAGCAACUUGUUAACUUCAUUCCCCUUUGAGGGAGGUGUUAGUGAAAAACUAAUCUUUUGCUUGCAAGACAUUGUGGUGCUCACUGCUAGCAAUGUAGAUGUAGAUUUUGCUGUCAGAGAUACAUUCACGGACACAGCUAUCAGCCGCUUCAAUGGCCAAGUGCUGGAGAAGGAACUGGAACCUUGGGAAGGACUUACAAGUGACACAGAGGAUACUGCAUUAGGGGGGGAUGAAGAUGAUGGUUCUAAUGGUUGGGAUGCGAAUGACAUGUUUCGAACCAAUGCUGAAAAGUAUGGAGUUAAAUCAAGUUAUGACAAUUCCCUACAAGAAUAUACUGUUCCACUAAACAAAAAGGAUACAGAGGAAUACAAACAAAAGGAAGCCAAAGCGAGCAAAAUUGCACAAGAAAUUGAGAGUAACAUGACUUACCAGGCAAGGUUGCUGAUGGAGAAUGGGGAUGAGGAAGAUAGGUUUAGUGCAGUAGUUAGGCCAGAGGAUGGGGCCUCAUCCAAGUAUGUGUUACCUCAAAAGAGAAGGAAUAUUCCAGGAUCUAAAAGGCAGAAUGUGCCCAUGUCACCUGUUCAUGCAGCCAAGCCUUAUCCACCUGCUCCUUCCAAACAGCAUGUGUCUGCUCACCUCCCAUCACCAUCUCCACCGGCACCUCCUCCUGUGCCAAAGGAGAUAACACCCCAGACAUCCUUAAAUGGAGAUGGUGCUGUAGCAGAGAGUGUAAAGACACCCUGUGCACCCUCAGUAUUAGAGAAUGUGCCUGCUCCUCCAAAACCUUACAUCCUUUCUUCUCAAACACUACCGCCAAGGAUAGAAAGAAGAAGGGAAAAUGAAAGGAAGCUAUCUAAAUUGAAAGGAAGAAAUGAUGAAAUUGAAGAAUUUAGAAAGUUUAGUUCCAAUUUUAAGCUUUCUGAAGAAAGCAAAGAUGCAAGUGAAGACUUUUCUAUUUCUGAAAGGAAAGAUGACUCGAGCAUUUUAGCCAACAAAUUAGCUGAACAGUGCAAAAUUGAAAAAGAUACAGAAGAAAAGACAACAGACAUAUCCAAGUCAACUCUGAAUCCCAAUGCAAAAGAAUUUGUUUUCAAUCCAAAUGCAAAAUCUUUCACACCUCGUACUAUGCCUGCUAGCAGCCCUCAAGCUCCUCGUCUUCAGGCCCAGAGCCCUGUUGUCAUGGUGCCCCAAGCACAGAUGAUUCCAGGUCCUCUCUUUACCACCAUGGGCCCUCAGUAUGUUAUGCAACAAUUUGCACCUCUCUCGCAACCCCCACGUUUCAGGAAAGCAUCUGGCAAUCAGCCUGUACUGGCCCAACCAGCUGCUUCAUCUCAAUUGAGCAUGCAGUAUGCUUCACCUCAGUUGCAUCCUUCGGCUCCACCCCAACAAACAAUGGCUUAUCCUCAAAUGAACUUUGUAAUGGGUCCUCGUGUUGUAUCUCCUCAGCCAGUGGGUGUGGUUCCCACAUCUCAUGCUGCCUCCUACUGUGACACCUCCCACCUGCCUACACACCUCAUUAACAAAUAUUGUAUUGCUGUGUCUGCCCACCCUGGAACAAGUGCUGCCAACCACUCUAUGCAGCAGCCACCAGUGACACCUCACCCUCCGCAAUCACAGACACCUGUGCUGCACCCCUCUCAGUCUCCUCAACCUCCAACUCUGUAUCCACCUAUGGCCCAACACCACACUAUGCAUCACUUCCCCACUCAACAAGUGGUACUAAUGCAACAGCAGCAGCAGCAACCCCAACUGCAGCAGGGACAUCAUCACCCACUCCAUCUAAUGCAUGGGCAAAAUCCAGGAGGCCCCCUUGCCACCCCUGCCCAUAUGAUGCCCCAAAUGACCAUCAUACCGACGAGUAAUCCAGCAUCCAUCUCCACACCGCCCUUUGUGCAGCAUCCUCAAGGUAGGUAGCAAUGCCAUCUGUAAGAAAGGGAGAUGUGUGAUGGUCAUUGCGAUACUUGAAUGAUGAUGGAGAUAACUGGACUUGUGUGAUAAUGAAGGUAGCAGUACAUGUGUGGUGGUGAUAGUAACUGGACAUGUUUGGUAAUGAUUAAUGGAUAUGUUUGAUGAUAAUAGGGAUAUAUGCUUGAUCAAAAAACUUGCUUUCUGAUGCAGUGGAAGUGUAUUUCUGGAGAUGAUCACAGUUGAUGCGUGAUAAGUGUUAGAACAUGUAUGAGGUGAAUACAAGAUGUAUGACUGUUUUAUUGGAUGGUCGUGGAUAUGGUCCCUUUAACAAGAUGAACUUUUAUGCAAACUUCUUUAAAAAAAUCUCUUGUCAAAAUGUGAAACUUUUUAAGUGGGUACAAUAUGAAAGAAAAAUAUUUGAUGUGGAUUAAUACUGAAGCAUUUCUAUUUUAUCUUUGGCAUUUUUUGCUGUAUUCUAUCCAAUUUUUGUUAAAACUAAAUGCAAAAUGGGUAUUUGUGAUUUAGUUAUGAUACAAAUUGUUUUUAGAACCAAAACUGAAUAGAUUUCUUUUAUUUCCACACUAAAAAAUUAAACAUAUAAAAUUUAUUUAAAAUAUCACUGUGUUAAAUUUUAUUUAUAUUG
Messenger RNA from Argiope bruennichi, 3104 nucleotides. Its product is annotated as ataxin-2-like protein. Gene Ontology annotation, biological process: cytoplasmic stress granule assembly. The transcript is spliced from 16 exons. Bases 275 to 2467 code for a protein of 730 amino acids. NCBI's taxonomy places the organism in Eukaryota, Metazoa, Arthropoda, Arachnida, Araneae, Araneidae. Gene Ontology annotation, molecular function: RNA binding. The record is from RefSeq and is a predicted model, not a curated record. Gene Ontology annotation, cellular component: cytoplasmic stress granule.